UUUCAGUGUCUCUACCGGUGAAUGAGAGGCGACGGAGGGAAAUAAUCUGCCGCCUGGUCCAGCAGAAACCGUGAGCAGGUCUCCAUGGCCCAGUUCGGGGGGCAGAAGAACCCUCCAUGGGCAGCUCAGUUUGCUGCUACAGCGGUUUCACAGCCCGGCCACUCAGGACAGUCACUGGACCUGAACAGUUUACACUCUUUAGGAGUACAGCAGUCGUCCCUCUUGGGAGUGUCUCCUAUGUACACUCAGCAGUCGGCUUUAGCGGCAGCCUCCCUCAACACACAGUCAGCUGCCAACUACCAGCUCUCUCAGCAGACCGCAGCGCUCCAGCAGCAGGCCGCUGUAGCUGCAGCCGCUGCGUUACAGCAGUCGCAGAUCAAUUCAGCCCUGCAGCAGUAUCAGCAGCAGCAGCAGCAACAACAACAGCAGCUACCUCAAGCUCCCCCACCACAACCUCCACCUCAGCAAACUCUUUACAACGUCCCACAUCAGCUUUCACAACCCCAACAAGCCCUGCUAUCACAGGCCCCUGUUGCCUUGCCCACCUGCCUGAGCCUGUCCAACCCGCAGCAGACGGCACAGAUAACCGUAUCCUACCCGACCCCGCGCUCCAGCCACCAGCAGCAGACUCAACCCCAAAAGCAGCGUGUUUUCACCGGGGUCGUCAGCAAGCUACAUGAUACUUUCGGCUUUGUCGAUGAAGAUGUCUUCUUCCAGCUCAGUGCGGUUAAGGGGAAAACACCCCAAGUCGGUGAUCGUGUUCUGGUGGAAGCUGUCUACAAUCCCAACAUGCCUUUCAAGUGGAAUGCCCAGCGCAUCCAGACGUUACCUCAGCUGCCCAGUCAAACGCACCAGCUGCCUCAGCCCUUACCUCAGGUUUCCCCACAGCUGUCCAGCUUUUACUCUGAAGCAGGAAUGCAGCGCUACUCUGACAUACACUCUGCGGUGGAUUCGAGACAAAAUAGCCAGCCGCCAGGCCCAAACAUGAUGAAACCAGGUCCCACCAUGCUGCAGUCUCUACCCCCACCCACCACGUUCAGCGUCCCGGCCCAGGGACCUCCUCCAUCUCUUCUGCAGGCCCAGCUCUCAGCUGCUUCUCUGGCCCCACUGCUGCAGAAUCCCCCACAGCCCCUGCUACCCCAGCCUCCCCCUAAAGACUCUGUGUUCUCAGGGGGUUUGCUGCAGCCCCCGGUGCGGAUGAUGCCUCAGCCGCAACAGGUGAGGCGUGUGGACCCCUCACCCCGCUUCCCCAGCCGCAGUGACCGAUCAGAACUCAUCCUGAGGAAGGAUGACCGCAGUCGGGAAAGAGAUAGAGAGCGAAGGAGAUCAAGAGAACGUUCACCCACACGGAAGCGUUCUAGAGACCGGUCGCCUCGCAGAGAACGCUCUCCAAGACGGCCACGCAGAGUCGUCCCAAGAUAUACUGUGCAGUUCUCCAAAUUCUCUCUCGAUGGUUGCAACUGUGACAUGAUGGAGUUGCGGCGGAGGUAUCAGAGCCUCUACAUCCCUAGUGACUUUUUUGACGCUGUGUUUACCUGGGUAGACGCCUUUCCCUUAACACGACCUUUCAACUUUGGAAACUACUGUAACUUCCACAUCAUGCAUAAAGAGGUGGACUCUCUGGUGAAGAACACGGCUGUGCUGGACCCACCUGAUGCCAAUCACACCUACAGUGCAAAGGUAAUGCUGCUGGCCAACCCUAGUCUAGAUGAGCUGUAUCAUAAGUCGUGUGCUCUGGCAGAAGAUCCACCAGAGCUGAGAGACUCAUUCCAACACCCUGCCCGCCUCAUCAAGUUCCUGGUGGGGAUGCGGGGGAAGGACGAAGCCAUGGCCAUCGGGGGUCACUGGUCUCCCUCUUUGGAUGGAGCCGACCCGGAAAACGAUGCCUCGGUCCUUAUAAAGACAGCCAUACGUUGUUGUAAGGCUCUGACAGGCAUUGAUCUGAGUUUAUGUACCCAGUGGUAUCGUUUUGCAGAGAUACGCUAUCACCGCCCUGAGGAGACUCACAAAGGGCGGACAGUCCCCGCACAUGUGGAGACAGUGGUUUUAUUUCUCCCGGAUGUUUGGCAUUGUCUUCCUACCCGCUCAGAGUGGGAGGGCCUGUCCCGUGGACUCAAGGAGCAGCUGGCAGAGAAACUCUUGGCUGAACGGAAGGAGGCUGAUGGAGAACAGGAGGAGGAGGAUAAGGAUGAAGAUGAUUCAAAGGAAGUCACUACGCCGACUCACUGGUCUAAGCUUGAUCCGAAAUCCAUGAAGGUCAAUGACUUGCGUAAGGAGUUGGAGAGCCGUUCACUGAGCUCUAAAGGGCUGAAGUCUCAGCUGAUCGCUCGCCUCACCAAACAGCUGAAGGUGGAGGAGCAAGUGGAGGAGUCCAAGGAGCCGGAGAAGCCUGAACCUCCUAAUGUGGAGGAGGAUGAGUCCUGCAGACUGGAGGAUGACCGAGAGGAAGAGGAACGAAAGCGGCAGGAGGAGCAGGAACGCCAGCGCAGGGAGAAACGUUAUGUUCUGCCAGAUGAGCCUACCAUUAUUGUCCAUCCCAACUGGGCUGCCAAGAAUGGCAAAUUUGCCUGCAGCAUCAUGUCCUUGAGUGUGUUGCUGGACUACAGACUGGAGGAUAAUAAAGAGCACUCCUUUGAGGUGUCUUUGUUUGCUGAAUUAUUCAAUGAGAUGCUUCAACGAGACUUCGGCUACAGGAUCUACAAAGCAAUGGCUUCUCUUUCCAGCAAGGAUGAGAGGAAAGAUAAAAGAGAGAAAGCUAAAAAAGAGGCAGAAAGGAGGAACGUAAAGAAGAAGGAAGAAGAAAAUGGAGAGCCGGCCACAAAGAGAAUGAGAGAGGAGGAUGAGAAGAGGAAGGUGGGGGAAAUAGAGUUUCUAGUGAAGAAAUUGUUAAACAAACCAUUGGUUAGAGAGUCUUGCCAUUAUCGAAAGCUGACGGACAGACCUAAUGACGAGCCUAGCCCCACGUUGACCUCUGAUGCUCUGAAAGACAACCUUUUAGGUAACCAAAGCUUGCUGCCCAGUCUGAAGAUCAAAUGGGAAUCAGAGGACAGCGGCGAGUCGUCUAGCCUAAUCGUCUACAAGGGAGCCAUGGUGGAUGUGGGAAGCAUGAUGCAGAAGCUGGAGAAGAGUGAGAAAACCCGAGAUGAAAUCGAGCAGAAUCUCAUGCAGCAGGACAUUAAAAUGGAGGAGGGCUCAAAGCAGAUAGCCGAGCUAGAAGCAGCAACCCGCAGCCUUCAGAGGGAGCUGGAGGAGGUGAAGAACAAUCUCAGAGAGACCGAGAACAAACUGAGAGCCUCAGACCAGCAGAAAGGCAGCUAUGAACAACAGCUCCACGGCACAGUGUCCAGCCUCAACACCAUCAUGAAGGAGCUACAGGGCGUUUUAUCACACGGUGACCCUUCAGAUGACGGUGACCAAAAAACUCACUCUAAUGGCUCAGAUGAGUGAACGUCCAGCUCAUCCACAUCUAGUCUCCCUUCAAAUAUGUAAAUAAGCUUAAAACUAACACGAUUCUAAAGCAAAUUUUAUUUGGAUCUUUUUGGGGGGUUUCUGUGUACAAAGUUUUAAUGACUCUCUUUUCCUCAUAAUUCUAUAUUUGAAAAUAAUUCUUCAGAAUCAAAUUAUUACACUUAAGUUCGAGUUAAAAUAAUUUGUUUGAUUGGAGUAAACGUUUUGGUUGUUAAUCCAUUUAAGCUUUUUUGGCCUUUUUUUAUUUUCAGAAGUUGCUAGUAAUUUUAGCUUGUGUUGCUAUAUCAGCAUAUUUCAUUGUUGAAAUAAUACAUGACUUGUGCCAGUACGUGACUUAUUCGCAGAGUUUAUUUAGCAAUAAAAGUGUUAUUUAUGUUUAAAUCAAAUGUUAGAAACAGCAAUUAGGAUUUUAUUAGGAACUAUGUGAAGCUGCUUUCUGAUAUCUUUCAUUGUUCCAUGACAAACAGUGAUCAAAAAACAUUUUGUUCUAUGUCUCUGGUUUGUUUUGGUCACAUCUGAGCAUGCAUCUAAAUUAGCGCAUGCAUAUCAGCUUGAUUCCUGAGUAAUAUUCUCGCAGACUUAUUUUUUUUAAUUUGAUUUGAUCUUGAUGUUUUGUUCUGUGAUCUCUGUGUAAUCCUACCAGGGUAGCUUUGUGUGAAUGGGGCCAUUUCAAACAAAACCAAGGCAUUUACCCUGUUAAAGAUGCACAGGCUUGAUCUGACUGAGGUCAUGUCCGUUCAGAGUCCUGCCUGGGUACUUCAUAUCAGAGUGAUUGUAAUGUGUGAGUCGGAUGCUGUGUGUUUCAGUAGUUUGUUUUGCUGGAAUUGUUUGGAAGGCAGUGAAAUCUUUUCUCUUUUUUCUUGAAGUUUUUCCUGUUGUUGGCCCACUAAAGAUGAGAAUGAUUACAGUGGGUGGUUUCUGCUGAGUGGAAAAGAGCCAAACCUGAUAAAAAUUAGCCCAAGGCAGCCAAGUGCAUAUUAUUUUUCUAUUCUGGAUGUACUCUAUGGUUGUCCUGGUAAAAGAAAAGAAAUAAAAGUGCGUCAUUUUAACAUUUCAUCCAGUUAAAUUUGGAAUUUUCCCCAAUUGUUUUGAAUUUACAGGGGUUUUGGGAAUUUUGCAGUGCCAUUUUUUUCCCCAGUAGGUGGCAACAUUUGUUUGAUCCGGAGGGAUUAUGCAUGCACUUUUUAUGAGGAAAAACAAGCAAUGGGUUUAAUAAACAAAUAUUCCUCUGG
This is a messenger RNA of Sinocyclocheilus grahami, 4700 nucleotides long. Its product is annotated as cell division cycle and apoptosis regulator protein 1-like. The transcript is spliced from 23 exons. Gene Ontology annotation, cellular component: nucleus. The record is from RefSeq and is a predicted model, not a curated record. The coding region runs from base 85 to 3447 and encodes 1120 amino acids. Lineage: Eukaryota; Metazoa; Chordata; Actinopteri; Cypriniformes; Cyprinidae. Gene Ontology annotation, biological process: regulation of DNA-templated transcription.